Cricetulus griseus (Chinese hamster) is the source of this 520-nucleotide messenger RNA. The record is from RefSeq and is a predicted model, not a curated record. NCBI's taxonomy places the organism in Eukaryota, Metazoa, Chordata, Mammalia, Rodentia, Cricetidae.
AAUAAAGAGAUAGAAGAACUCACCAAGAUUUGUGAUGAACUGAUUGCCAAAAUGGGAAAAAGCUAACUUUGAACCAAGUGCUUGGACUUGGCCGUUUUGUGCAAUACGACCGUCAGCACACUGUUGUCCUUCCAAUUCCAUGGACAGGUUCUCUUCUCACUUUAUAUGCACUACUGUGUUCCCUCUAAACAAGGUUGGUUUGACCGUAUGCAGUGCCGACACCUACCAGGAUUCCUUGCUAUCCGUUUGCAUUUUCUAGUAUAAUUCAUAGCAAGUUGACCUCAGAGUUCCUGUAUCAGGGAGAUUGUCAGAUUCUCUAAAGAAAAAACAAUUUGCUGACCUUGGCCUUGACCUUUGGCGAGCAGCAUCUGAUGUGACAUGAACAUACACAGCCUGCAUAGGGACUCUUGCCUUAAAGAGUGUACAAUUGAUCCACAUUUGCUGGUUUGUUUUUUUUAAAAAUGCAUGUUUCAAAUAAAAUUCUCUAUUGUAAAUAAAUUUUUUUCUUUGAGUCUUGGCA